AUGAACGAAUCCAUCACCGCCUUAUUGAUUGGGCUUGCCACUGGUGUUGUCAUUUUGUUGAUUAGUAAUGGGAAAAGCUCGCAUCUCCUGGUGUUCAGUGAAGAUCUUUUCUUCAUAUAUCUUUUGCCACCCAUAAUAUUCAAUGCAGGGUUUCAAGUAAAAAAGAAGCAAUUUUCCCGUAACUUCGUGACUAUUAUGCUUUUUGGUGCUGCUGGGACUGUCUUUAAGCACUUGGACAUUGGGACCUUUGACUUGGGUGAUUAUCUUGCAAUUGGUGCCAUAUUUGCUGCAACAGAUUCUGUGUGUGCACUACAGCUUAAAUCUGGAGAUAUCAGGGUUCUAGCAAACAUUUCCUUAACUCCAGAAAAAGGAGUGUUCUUCAGAAAUUCGACUGCAUGCCUUCAAAAUGCUACAGUUAAGCCCUUCUGA
Messenger RNA from Microthlaspi erraticum, 429 nucleotides. The record is from the annotation of a GenBank genome assembly. Lineage: Eukaryota; Viridiplantae; Streptophyta; Magnoliopsida; Brassicales; Brassicaceae.